Molecule: messenger RNA, 6779 nt
Organism: Mya arenaria
Lineage: Eukaryota; Metazoa; Mollusca; Bivalvia; Myida; Myidae
Product: formin-H-like
Exons: 17
Coding region: 126-4316 (1396 amino acids)
Biological process (GO): actin cytoskeleton organization
Molecular function (GO): actin binding; small GTPase binding
Source: RefSeq, a predicted model, not a curated record
CGGAAUUUUUCAAAACGAAGUUGUCAGAAUAUGUUACCUCACAUCUGGGAGUAGGAUUAUUGGUCCCAGCUCACAUGGAAUCAUAAAGCGCAAACUGACAGUCUUACUACCGAUAUCGUUAAAUCAUGCAAGUCAGUAAGCCAGCAGAUGUAAACAACACAACAUUGGAGCUCCAGCAGGACCUGGCCCGCAGCACUCCUACACAAUGUGUCACCUUAACCCACAGUGUGCCCUCCGUACAGAUGUACUAUGCACUGAGGACGAAGCUCAACACAUGUUCUCAGGCAUGGCUUCAGGAGUACCUGGAGCUGAAUGGCUUAGACAGCCUGCUGGACUCGCUUGACCAGAUGACCGGUCGAAGCGGCUUUACCUGCUUCUCUGAUGCUAUUCUGCAGAUAGACUGUAUCUCCUGUAUACGCUCCGUCCUCAACAGCUCCGUGGGCAUGGAGUAUUUCAUCAACAACGACAUCUACACAAAGAAACUUACCAUGGCCUUGAACUGUAGUGACACCUUGCCCAAGAAACAGGUGAUAGAGAUGCUGUCAACAAUCUGUGUGUACAAUAACAUAGGAUAUCUGCGAGUCUUGGAGGGACUGGCUCAUGUUAAGAGUGAGUGUGACCAGCUGCACCGGUUCAGUGUGGUUGUUCGUGAUCUUCAAAAGUCAGAGACAGUGGCAUACAAGACGGCCAUUAUGACCUUUAUCAACACGCUUAUCAACUGUACACCAGACAUCACAGAGAGAAUACGUAUCAGGAAUGAGUUCAUCGGCCUGGACCUGUUGGAGAUGUUAUCCUACAUCCGUAAGGAAGAGCCUGACGAAGACCUGCUGCUACAGCUUGAGGUUUUCCAUGAGAGAAAGAUGAGCGAUGAGGAAGGUGUCACUGCCAACAACAAUAUUGACUUCAACAGUCCACAGGACCUUCUUGACAACAUUCAGGCCAGGGUGUUUGGUACCACAAGGAUGGUGAACUUUGUGAACAUCUUACAGGACCUUCUGGCUGUCGAGACUGUCUAUUCAGAACACAGCUCAAAACUGUGGCAGACAUUGGACGAGCUACUACACCAUGUCGUCCACACGGUGAGUGAGCGUAACCUUGACAACCUUCAGAGUGAGCUCUGUCAGUUACCGGAGCACCUGCAUCUCGGUCUACAGUGUGUGUCUUCUUACCAGGCUACAGUUGACGCAUCGUCUACAGGCUCCAAAAUAGCUUCUGCUGAUAGUACCAAUCCAAAUAUUUUGAGGAAAAUGUUUUCAGGGUCAAAGUUAAAGCAGGCAUCUAAUAGGAAGCCUUUGAAGGAAACAGAUAUUCAUGAGAUGAAGGGUAUAGAUGAUGCUAAUGGUUUAAGUCAAGCAGAUAAGCAUUCCACUGAGAAAAAUAGUGACAUGUUUGUAUCAAAGCUGUGUGUUAAUCUUCAAGGUUACAAUAGCAGCGAAAGUUCUCAGAACAAGACAUUAACUUCCACUGGUAAUAACUCAACGAUGAUGGCCAGAAGUAACAUUCCGUUCAUUGACACCACUACAGGCGACAAGACUGUUGUCCAACCUCCCCAACUGUUUUCACCAUCGGAUCUCACAUUCUUCAGCAAUCAGAUGGAUGGAACCAACUCCCCAGACACCCAUGAGGCUACAAAUAACUGUAGCAAGUCAUUGUCAAAUCAAAGUGCUGAAUCAAACACAUCACCUCAUACAAAUAACUGUAGUAACAGCAUUUCUAGUAAGCUGUCGAAACUAAGUGCAGGGAACCAAACUUCCAAGGUUCCCACACCAGAAAUCAGCAAACCUCAGAUGAACAUCAAUGUUCCCGAGGUUAAGGACUUUGUUUAUGAUCAAAACAAUAAGUUAGGGAAUAUAUGCUUACCGGAAGUAUUAGAAAGUCUUUCAAAUAUGAAAAAAGAGAAACUUGAUUCCUCUAGCUUUUGUAAGGAUUUGCUGACCAGGAAACAGAAUAAUCAGAUAGAACGGCAGAUGUGUCAGGCCCCUGGCAAGCCUCUUUGUACUCUGAAGUGGGUCAUCUUGGAUGAUGAGAGGAUAGCUGGCCGUGAACCAUGUGUGUGGUUACCUCCCCUGAUUGAUGGAGAAAAGAUAACUGUUGACUACAAGAAACUAGAAAACACAUUCCAGGUUAUCUCCCUUAGAGCAACAGAGGCUAUAGAAGAGGUUGUUUUACUGGACGCAAGCACCCGUCUAAAGAUAAACCUGUUCCUGAGUCGGCUGGACUGUGGGGCGGAGGAUCUUGUACACACACUAGAUACGGGCAGCCCCACCCAACUCACACUGCCCAUGGUCCAGUAUCUACACAACAUACUGCCACAACAUGAGGAGAUUGAAAUGUUGCGGCACUAUAUCGGCCCACGACUUGAACUGGGCAUGGCAGAGCAGUUCAUCCUGCUUCUGUCUGACAUCCCGGACUAUACAAUUCUAUUGGACGGCCAUCUGAUGAGGGCGGAGUUUGAUGUGAUGACCCGGAAAGUUAAGGAGGAGCUUACAACGAUGAUUGACAUGGCUAAGCUGGUGUUGGGGAGCAAGGAGAUGAAACAAGUGCUACAUUAUGUGCUUGCUGUGGGCAACUAUCUGAACUAUGGUAAGUUCCACGGGGAUGCAGCUGGCUACAAACUGACCACUCUGUCAAGGCUGGGCGAGGUGCGGGCGUCAUCAGCUGGCAGAACACUGCUGCACCACAUCAUUCAGGUCACCGUUGAGGAGAAUAGAAACAGACUCACAUUUGUGAAACAAGUCAUCGCUCUUGAGAAAGCUACAAGCACGUCCAUGGUGGAUAUGAAGGGAGAUAUCAGCAAGCUGAACGGGAAACUUCGCUACUUUAUGAGUCAUCUUUCCAAAGCCAGCUCGAAACUGCAGGACAAGUUCCAGGCUUUUAUUGAGACUGUGAAGGGUGAGUUUGGGUGUAUCCGUCAGCUGACAACGGAGCUUCACAUCCUCACUGACCAGCUGGCGAACUACUUCUGUGAGGAAGAGGCCACGUUUAACAUGCAGGAGACCUUUCAGGCACUACUCCACUUUUGUAAGCAGCUGAGACAGGCACACAGUGAGGCUCCAGUUAGCAGUAAGACCGAGCUGGCUAUACAAACAAAGAGGUCUACUGAUGUUCUUCAGAAGAAACUCAAGAGUAAACUCAUCUCACUAGAGUUUGGCCAGAAUGCAGGAGCAAGUUCAUCUAUGAUUGAGGGUGGGUGCAACAAGUUGACAGAGCGAAUCCUAAACCAGCUACACAAGGGCAACUUCCAGCCCAGUGUCCGGUCAGAGAUGCCCUCCCCUGAGCCUCCUGGCCCCACCCACCCGCUGGAGAUGAGCUGUAUCCCGUACAUUGGGAGCCCCACCCAGCAGGGCAGACCCAGGCUUGGAACUGGCACAAGUGAUAAUGUGUUCCUGGAUACGCCUGAACUUGUCUGUCCUAGCUAUGGUACAAGUACGGUAGCAAAGUUGACAAGGAGCAGCACACAGAAACUCCGACCCAUAGUUACAACAUGUACUGCCCAGACCAAGUCUACAUCUGCUACUCUUGGUCAGUUCCCACCUUCCCCAAUAACAGGAAACAAAGAGCAUGCUGGGAAGAAGUCAGCUACCCUUCACAGGAAGUUGUUCCCGUUGGAAACUGAAGAGUAUCAAGAAAGGGAAAUAAUUUCAGAAGAAGAGAAACAGAGACAAAAUGCAAAAGUGAAGCGACAGUUGGAACUGCCAAGUAGAAACCCGGGACACAGAAGAAGCAGAAGUGACAUGGUGGACUCAAUGUGUGUAAUGGAUAAAUGGAUUGAGUAUGAGAAAAACAGAGACGUUGAUGCACCUGGGGCGAUACAAGCACCUAUAGCCGAGCCAGAGAGCAUUUGUAACUUGUCCACUCUCAAUCUUGAGAAUAAGGGGAAGUUUAUAUCAAACAAAGAUGUUCAAGCACUGAAAGUAGGCAAUGAUAAGAAUGGGGCUGUGUGUAUGGUAGAGGAUGGUCCUGUGUUGAAAGUGCCCAUUGACAGAUAUGCCAAACAAGAAAAGAAAUCAUCUGUGGGUGGGUUCUUUAGUAAGCUUGGGCGUGCAGUCUUGAAGCCCAGAAAUGUCUAUUCUGAUGGUGAUCAGUAUCAGGAGCCUGCGGGCAAAGGCUUAAAGGAGAGAAAGAAGUCCUUUAGUUCGGACAAGGAAAAUGUGAACAUGGAACCAAUGCCGACUGAGGGGAAUUUCGGGCUGAGGGAUUCAAAGAGGUACAAGUCAGAGGGAAACUCCAACAAGGUUUCAAGGUUUUUCCAGAGAGGUGGGCUGUAUCGCUCAUCUAAGAUGAAGAAAAAGAAUCAAGGUUCAGUAAAAGAGUAGUUUCAAAAAUACCAUACAUAAAAUCAAUAUAUGGUACCUGUUACAAUAAAGUUAACUACGGUAAUGUAUUUAUUGGCUAAGAUUUGAUGCUUGCGAAAUCAGGAGUCUAUGAAAUGUGUUAAUUCAAAUUAUUUCAAUUUUUAUAUUUAUAUUAAUAAUAUUUCUAUAUUUGUGUUAUUUAUGCUGAUCAUAACAUUCCUUAAAAUGAAAUGCAUGUUUCAUUGUGCCGACUAUUUUAUUUUUUUUAAAUAAAGAAAAGCUUGUUAAUAAUUUUGAUUUCAUCCUUCGUGCAUAUAUAUCUUCAUACUGUACGUUUUGGUGUACUUAUUAAGAGUUGGUUUUAAUUAGUCAAAUGUAAAUUAGAAUCUCACGCUAAUUACGUUUUAUAUGACAACUGAUAGUCGAUGCUUACAAACAAUUCAACAUUCCAAUUCUUUAUAUGAAUAGUUUUAACCAUAUUUUGUAUUUGUAUAUAAGGCACUGUUGUGCUUAUUGAUAGAUUGAUGUUUUGAAUUUUAUGGUAUAUUGCAGAAACUGUAUAUGUUGUAAAAGUUGUAUUUUAUUUUCAAUGUUUUCUCUCAGUGCAAUGUUUGAUAUUUCUUUUGAAAAACUAUUGCUUAGUUAGUUGUGUAUUUACUUCUACUACAAAAAUCAAAAGUAGUAUAUCCAAGUCUAAUGUUAGCAUUCAAGCAAUGUUAAUAGAUAAGGGCUUUAGUCAGGAUUUAUAAAAGGACAGGGUGCUGUAAAAGAGGGAUGGGUGCUAAAGGAGAUAGGGGGCAAAUUAUUACGGGCUGUGACUAACUUGAACUGGGUGUCCAUGAUGGCAAGAGGGGUGCUACCAAAAAAAGAACUCUUUAGCUAGUAAGGCUUUUAAGCCUUAAUGAAGUCCCAUUUGGUUGUUAGUAGGCUAAGUGUACACUUGAGAUAUAGGGCCUUUGUUGUAAAUUAUUUUCUGUUGUUUCAUAAAUGUUCAAUGUGUAAAUUUUGAGGAUACAAGUCAAUGGUACAGGUGUUGUUGUUGUUUUCUUGGGGGAACAGGUGCUUUCUUUCAAUCAGGGUAGAUUAGUAUUGCGUAUUUUUCCAUUUUCUUUGGCCUUUUGCCUUCAGAUGUAAUUUACAUUUAUAUUGUUCUUGUAUUGAGCUUGUUAUUAUUGCGAGUCAACUUGUUUACCUUCAUUGUUUAUAAAAAGCUCAAUGUUUCUGUGUAAUGCUUGCCAUGUCCAGAUAGCAAACAUUGAUCAUUGUUAUAAACAAAAUUGAUUGUUUUUCAAAUGAUUUUCCAUAGUGUGGGUUUAUCCAAAAUUGCUUUCCUUCAAAUAAAAUCUUAAAGUAUUGGGUGCACUCUGGAUAUGCCUCAAAUUGUUUUAUGUCAUUUAUGUGUAAUUAUUGGUUGAAAACUGGCAUGAAAUCCAGGGCUUUAUAUGUAUAUGUACCUGUAUGUUGCCUUUACAUUCUUCAUAACUUGACAAUAUGAUCUCUAGAAUGUUCAGCUAAUGUACUUAUUUUUUUGAGCUCAUUUUAGUUGGCUACCUUUCAUUCAUUAAUACGCAAUUUUGUUCGCUUUUUGAAAAAGUCAAGUGAAUUGCUAGUCAAUUUAUUUUCACAGCUUUGGGGUUUAGUUUUCUUUUCAUAAAAACAGCUUUUUGUGUGUUGUGUCUUUUUUAUAGCUUUUUACUUCACUAAAAUCUCAUUGUUAGACUGAGCCUUCAUGUUGGAGUAAAUGUGAUAGUUUGUCAUUUAAGAUUCUAUUUCCUUUAACAAUAGGGGUUCUGAAGUUCAGGAUUGAUCAUAAAAACAGACCUGAGAACUUUUAAUUUCAAACUUUUGUACAGUUGUAAGGAUUGGGUUUUUUUGCUCGAACAUUCCAUCAAAAACAGUACCUUAAAAUGAAUAUAAAUGAUUUUAGAAACAAUAUCAAAUGGGUCUUUAUAAUAGCCAUUUAUCCUGGUUUGGGCAUGAAUCCCAUCUCGAACAGACCCAGCUAUUUUUAUGAUUGACAAUUAUGAGCUGUUAGAACUCCUAAAAUGAACGUCAUCUACAUGUAUCUAGUUGUGUAUUGACAUGUGUUCUUGUUAACUCAUUUCUAAACUAUGUUAUUAAGAAGUAUUUUCUGUCAUAUUUUCAAAUAUUGUAUAACAAAAACACAUUCAUUUUAACUACUAAUGACAACCUCCCAUUGUCAAAACGUUUAAUAGUGGAAAGAUUCAUAAGCAAUUCAAGCAAUUUGUUCAUAUAACAUAUUAUUUUGUUCAUUGACUAAACCUAUAAAAUUUGAGAUACCUUUAAAAUGAUUCCAUUUUACACAUGAACAUGUAUUAUCUCUUUAAUCUUCCAACACUGGUAGCUACAUGUGUUCACUCUUUUGUGCAAUGUUUACAAAUAUCUAUAAAUACGUUGCUUUUACAUUUUAUAAAUUUAAACUUUCAUGGCUAUACAAUGGUUUUACUUUGGGCUAGAAUAAAA